Peromyscus eremicus (cactus mouse) is the source of this 837-nucleotide messenger RNA. RefSeq names its product DnaJ heat shock protein family (Hsp40) member B9 (gene Dnajb9). The record is from RefSeq and is a predicted model, not a curated record. NCBI's taxonomy places the organism in Eukaryota, Metazoa, Chordata, Mammalia, Rodentia, Cricetidae. Gene Ontology annotation, cellular component: endoplasmic reticulum. Gene Ontology annotation, molecular function: protein-folding chaperone binding; misfolded protein binding. The transcript is spliced from 3 exons. Bases 90 to 758 code for a protein of 222 amino acids.
GCCGGGACGAGGAGGGCGCUCCCAUUGUUCGGACGGAGUCGCUUGGACGGGGUAGUUAGGCCACCCAAACAUCUCCAGGGAUAUUAGAAAUGGCUACUCCCCAGUCAGUUUUCGUCUUUGCAAUUUGCAUUUUAAUGAUAACAGAAUUAAUCCUAGCCUCAAAAAGCUACUAUGAUAUCUUAGGUGUGCCAAAAUCGGCUUCAGAGAGACAAAUCAAGAAGGCCUUUCACAAAUUAGCCAUGAAGUACCACCCUGACAAAAAUAAGAGCCCUGAUGCUGAAGCAAAAUUCAGAGAGAUUGCAGAAGCAUAUGAAACACUCUCAGAUGCUCAUAGGCGGAAAGAGUAUGAUACAGUUGGACACAGUGCUUUUACUAAUGGCAAAGGACAACAAGGAGGUGGAAGUCCUUUUGAGCAAUCUUUUAACUUCAAUUUUGAUGACUUAUUUAAAGACUUUAAUCUUUUUGGCCAGAACCAAAACACUCGGUCUAAGAAGCAUUUUGAAAAUCACUUCCAGACACGCCAGGAUGGUUCCAAUAGACAAAGGCAUCAUUUCCAAGAGUUUUCUUUUGGAGGUGGAUUGUUUGAUGACAUGUUUGAAGAUAUGGAGAAAAUGUUUUCUUUUAGUGGCUUUGAUACCACCAAUCGACACACAGUACAGACUGAAAAUAGAUUUCAUGGAUCUAGUAAGCACUGCAGGACUGUCACUCAACGAAGAGGAAAUAUGGUUACUACAUACACUGAUUGUUCAGGACAAUAGUUGGUUCUCUUUGUUUCCACUAAGCCCACUUAGUUUAUUCUUUCUCACUAUGUCUGAUGAAAAAACAGUUUUCUGUGAA